Saccoglossus kowalevskii is the source of this 1621-nucleotide messenger RNA. RefSeq names its product BRISC and BRCA1-A complex member 2-like. NCBI's taxonomy places the organism in Eukaryota, Metazoa, Hemichordata, Enteropneusta, Harrimaniidae. Gene Ontology annotation, cellular component: BRISC complex; BRCA1-A complex. Gene Ontology annotation, biological process: double-strand break repair. The record is from RefSeq and is a predicted model, not a curated record.
UUUUCGAGUAUUCAUUGAUCUGUUACAUCGACAACAUGGAAAAUGGAGAAGUUGAUACAUUGGACCCGAAUAUUGUGAGAUAUAUUGAAGCACUUCAGGAAGAUGCAAACGUUGGAGUUCGUGGUGGUGCAUUGAGAAUUUCAAAUUUAAAAUCGGGGUCUCACAUUAGUAUUCGAAGACCUACUACAUGCUGUGAUAGAUUUAAAGUUUCCAUUCCUUUCGCCGGAAAUGAUGUGAAAUGGCAAGUGAUCUUCAACAGUUGUUAUCCAUCUCUGCCACCGGACUUUAUAUUUGACAAGGAAGAUAAAGGUUUUUGUCCUGGCAUUAAUGAAGUUAAGAGUCUAGUGAACUGGGACCACACCAAUAACAAAUCUUUACUGUUCGUUAUGAGAGAACUAGUACAGCACUAUAAAGAAUACCAGGAAGCACUGUUACAACAGCAUCCCAGGCUGCAUUAUGAAUAUACAACCCUGCAGGAAGCCAUUGACCCACAGGAUAUAGAAGUGUUUGCAGGCAAGAAGAAAAUCUCAAGUAGAGAAACUCAAGUUAAUUUUCUAAUCAGAUUGCCUGUUGAUUUGUCAUUGAUUCCGCCAUUUUUAAUACAGGAUGAUCCAGGUGAAGACAUAGCAAUACUUCUUAUGACUUUCCAGAAUGCUGGUACUUCAAAAGUUUUACCUCAGUUAUAUUUAUCACCAAGAGUGGAACAUGCCAUAGGUGGUGCAUCACAGCUAAGGAUACCUGUAUUUCCAUGUGGUGGUAGUUUAAUAGAAUAUGUACCUAUUGUUAGAAAUUUAUUAGCUAACAAAGUUGAACAUGUAGUGCAAGCAUUUCAGAAACGAAGGUCAGUGCUUGAAUACGACUCUUCAGCCUUCCUUAAGAUAUCAAUUUUACAAGAAUGGAAUGAUUUUUAUUUUGUCUUACAUGUUGACUUACCUCAAAGUUUUCCUCAAAAACAACCCGUUAUGACAUUCACAUCAGUCUAUCAUUUAUCAGCCUAUGGAAAACCUUACCAUUGCAUACAGAAAAGUUAUCCAUACAGUCCAAGAUGGACGGGCAACGAAAUGGCCGAAAGAGCAAGGGCAUUUAUGUUAUCCUUCCUGCCAGAAUUCAGACGAACCUCAGUCGGAAGUGGGAAACUGAGUUGAUCGGGUCAAUAAAAGAAUUUUUAUUGUGUAGUCUCAAUUAUAAAAGCUGUGGCUGGCUUGCAGGCUAUCCUGGAAUACUGCUGUUUAUACCUCGCUACAAGUAGUACCAUAUUGUACAGUUGGAACUUGUGUAUGUAAAAUUGUCAAGAAGUACCAGAGUUGAAAAUAUUUGUGUGACACUAAAUACCAGUUUUUACCCAUAUGAAAACUACAAUUAUACAAUCAGUGAUUGUCUUACACAUGUUCGUACAUUUACAAUAAACUAUUAUAUUGAACCCCCCCCCCCUUGAAACUACAUGUAUUUGGUGGAUUGUUUUGUGGCAUUAUUUUAUGUUGUAUAUAGUCCAGUAUAACCUUAAUACAUUUUCUUAACUUGGACGAUCAAGUAUUCAAUUUCAUAAUCAUAAUACCCAGUUGUACCCGGAUACGAUUGUCUAACUACUGUACUUAAAUGAAAAAGAGUCAUGGAUACUUGC